Molecule: messenger RNA, 557 nt
Organism: Cyanistes caeruleus (blue tit)
Lineage: Eukaryota; Metazoa; Chordata; Aves; Passeriformes; Paridae
Source: RefSeq, a predicted model, not a curated record
AUGUGAUUGCCAUGAUGACAAAAGAAGUGGAGUUAGGGCAAGUCAAAUGUCAUCGAUACUGGCCUGAAUCUCCCUAUGACUCUAAAGACCUGGCUAAUUUCUAUCUCAGGCUACACAAUUACCAGAUUAUGGAAUACUUCAUAAUUAGAAAAAUAGAAAUUAUCAACAAGCAGACAGAAGAAAAGCGCAUUAUAAAUCACUUGCAAUUUAUCACUUGGCCAGAGCACAAUACUUCCAAACUGGCUGAGCAGCUUGUAAAAUUUAUUUGUUACAUGAGAAAAGCUCACAGGACUGGACCUAUUAUUGCUCACUGUAGCACUGGCAUUGGAAGAAGUGGAGUUUUGCUGUGUGUUGAAAUUCUUCUCAGCCAUAUAGAAAAAGAUUUAUGUUUCAACAUCAAGCAGAUAGUGAGAGAUUUGCGAGAUCAGCGUUUUGGCAUGAUCCAAACUAAGGUAAGUUCUAAAUAUGCAACUAGAUUAUUAUUUUUUUUAAAAACCACAAUCAGUGGCACUAUUCCCCAUGCAAUGAUAAAUCUGGGGCUUAAAAUAUCAUUUUAG